Messenger RNA from Orbicella faveolata, 6682 nucleotides. RefSeq lists its product as uncharacterized. The record is from RefSeq and is a predicted model, not a curated record. Lineage: Eukaryota; Metazoa; Cnidaria; Anthozoa; Scleractinia; Merulinidae.
AAAAUUGAUGUGCGCUGCACACACUUUUGGCGGUAGUCGUAAUGGCGUAUUUCAAAAUACCCACCAUCAAAACCAAGCCCAGGAAGAAAAGUAGUAUAGACGGUUUGAGUGAGUUUCAGUGGAAUGAAAUUGAGGCAAAAGUUGAAAUUGGAAGCAGGUGUUUUGGAGUGGCCCAUAAAGCGAAGUUUAACGGGAACACAUUGGUUGUGAAGUGUUUGCGAAGUGAGCGGCUAGCCGAGAUUGCUUUGUUUGCCAAAGAAGGUAGGCUGCUAAACACCCUUCACCAUUAGAAUAUUGUUGAAAUCCAAGGAUGCUGUUUUUCCCUCUGUACUCUAAAGCUGAGUUAUCAGUGUUUCAAAUUCUGUCCUUUCGGAAUUGAGAAGACAGUAAAUAAACUACUUCCAUUUCUGAAAGUGAUGGAUUCUUUUGAACAAACUUCAUUAACUGUUUUCUCACCGACAGUACUAAAAAUAGCCCAAGAUAUUUCUCAUGCCCUUACAUAUCUACACGAUAAAGAUGUUACUCACAGAGACCUUAAACCUGGGAAUGUUCUUCUUAGUAAUGGGUAUUACAGUGGGGAGGAAAACCGUGAGCAACCAAUAAUGUUUUUAGAGUAAGCCUGAUUGUGUGCAAACUAACAGACUUUGGGGAAAACAGAUCUCAGUUUAUUCAAACAUCGAUGGCAAUACAUUCUCGCACAAGCAACCUUGAGAAGGGUACCGUCUCCUACAUGGCACCUGAAUUAAUAUUAAACAACUUGGAAGGGGCGUCUGUGGAGGACCUCAAGAACAUUGAUGUGUGGGCUCUGGAGAUGACCCUGUUUGUGCUACUCAAUCCCAAUCUGAUAGGCCCUUACUUAUUAGAACAUGGGGAAAAGGCACUAAUGCCUUACAGAAAAGUGAUCGCAGGCAAAAUGCGGGCACAAGAAAUACCAAGGAUAUCAGAGAAGUAUCAUCAAAAGCAGGCAUCAGAAUGGAACAAAGUGGAAAAGGUAUUCCAUCAGUGCAUAGUGUUUAAUGCUAUAGCGAGACCUGCUGCCUGGGACAUUCAACGAUUACUUGAAGACCAAACAACAAACUGCAGGUGCAUGAGCUUGGCAGUCAGUCAGCAAAGGGCUGUGGAGCAGUUUGAUCAAGAUAUGCUAUCGUGCUGCGAUGAAGCAAGUGACCCACAAAACCACACUGUAUUCCUGGAGCAUGACGUGACAAACACUUGUAGUUUUCUUAGUCUAGCAAUCUCUGACUCCUUGUUAAGUUUGCCUAACACAAGCGACACGUCUUGGGGUCAAGUAGCUGAAAUAGCCCACAAAGUUAUCAUUGAACUUCCAUCUUUGUUGAACAAUGUCAGAGAUCCUACCCGCUAUUAUGAUGUACUCGAUGUAGCUCCAGGCAUCGUAACAACGUUGGAAUGUCGCAAAAGAUAAAAAGAUUAUGAGGACUUCAGUCGAAGUACUGAUUUCAAACACCAAAGACUGAAUGAUUCCAACGUGAUUUAUUAACAUUAGCCAUGAUUUGAUGUCCAAAACCGUCAAACUAAAAUACAAUCAAAAAACCUAGUCUAAGCGACACGAAAUACUAAAACUAAAGUAACCAUUACAUAACACAAAUACAUAUUAAAAUACAUGAGUGCGAGGAAAUCUAAAAUACAACAAUUGACCAAGAAAUGCAAUGAAAAUGGCAAGGAAGGAAAUACACGCUUACCGAUUGUCCUCUCUGUAACGCCUGAAUAGACAAGUCGCAAGAUAAAUGCAGUAACCUUCGCAAUGGACUCUCUUGUGUAAAAUAACUAUCGCAAAACGAUAACGCACGAGGUAUGACAUAUGAUAUCGAAGCAUUCCUAAUACGCAACAAAGACUAAUACUUAACAGAGAAUAAUACUUAACUGAAAAUAAUACAUAACUCGACAACAAUUACACUCAAGGCCAUACAGAUUAUGAAGACACACAAACUUAUCCCUCAGGAAGUGGCGCUCUAUGAGAACAUCAUAUCCGACAGCUGCAUCUUCUCACCUGAAGGUCGCCAUCUUCUACGCAACACAUUGGCAUCUGCACCGAACCAGGCAACGUCAGCAUACCUAUAUACCUGUGUGCCUUAUGUCUUUCUAGUUGGAGUUCUAAAUAUUGUAAUAAAUAGCACUAUUUUUUGGUAGAAAUAUAAGUAAUGUGAAUCAUUAAGUCAUUAAGAAUUACACAAAAGUGUGCAUCAGCAUUAUGUAACAGUGUGUGGUAACUAGUAAAGAAAAAAAAAGAGGAAAAAAAAUAUUGUAAUAAAUAGCAUUAUUUUUUUUUGGUAGAAAUAUAAGUAAUGUGAAAUUAUCAGCAUUUUUUUUUAAAGGUAGAAAUCCAAGAGGUUAUUGGUUAAAACUGUAAAAGGGGUUAAUUGUGACUAAAUAAUAUCAUAUGCAUACAAUAGGGGGAGGGGAAAAGUUUUCUGGAAUGUAAGUACUAUAACUAUAACCAAGUAAGUAGCAGAUAAAUGUUGUACUGUAGCAUUGUAUUGUAAGUAUUUUUCAUUGUACGUAAUGUUCUUUUUUUUUGGUCUGUUAGUGUGGAAAUAAAGUUAAUUAAAAAAAAGAAAAGAAACAAAGAUGACGGCAGUUUAGACAGGUCAGUAGAAAUACGAGUGUAUCUGAAUAUCCUUAGACAAACAAAGGUGUUUGCCUUUUCUCUUACAACAGAAAUUAUCAAGUGUGUUAUUUUUUGAUGUAAAGAAAGUGAGUUAGUACUCAUUGUUUAAGAAAAAACACUGCUUUUAUAAUUGCUUCUCUCAUGCAGAAGCUGCUUUGAAGAUAUUGAAGAUGUUGUUGAUCUUACUCAUUGCCUGAGUUCUACAUCAGCACACCAAAGUAUUUCCUCACCAGAAACCAGCCGGGACAUUGUCGCAAAGAUUCAAGAUGUCAUUGAUCUUACCGGGUCCUAGAGUCCCACAUCAGCAGACCAAUAGAUGCCUUCACCAAAGACAAGUAAAUGGAAAUGCUUAAGUCAAAAACAGUGACAGUAGCAGUGGCAAUGAAGCAUUUCAUGUCACUGAGUAUAAUAAAGACAACCCCAAACUUCCUGUAUACAAAGAAAACAGAGGUUCUUGGCCCACUGAGAGUUGUAAAUCUUCUUAGAUCAGUUGGAAUGUUGCUUCCCAUAAGCGUCGCCUGUAUCCAACAACCUAGCCAUGUCGAGCACCACAGAACCUUCAUUGUAGACACCGAAGCAUUGAAAUCCAUAGAGGAUCUCAAGUGUGAUGAUUGUGGUUGCUGGCUCAAUAACAGUGACAAGAAAUUCCGUUUUGUUGUUGACAAGGGUGGAAAUGUCUCCAGAGACGUUAGUAAAGAAAUGAAUGGCCCAGCUGUUGUUCGUACGUUUAAGAGAGAGUACUUCUGCUUGAAAGACGGGGAUUCUGAAUGACUUUAGGAAGAGGAUUGAUGUGAUUUAUGGUAGGUUACUUUUGACGUUUAUGUAUAAAGGGUUUCUCCGGGGGUUUCUACCCGAUGUGAGGGUCUCAAUGGGGAUCAACCAUUAGCCUUUAAAUGCCAAAAAAUGUUAUCCUUUGGCUUAAAACUGAAAUUAUAAUAGAGCAACGACUGUCAUGUGACAGGCAUUGCUCUAUGCUGUAGUGCGAUAGCUGUUUAGAGAGGCAAUUACUCCAUAACCGGUGAGUUACACCAAGCAUGUAUGCAAGGUUACAGAUUUGCUUGCCUGAGCCAUUUUGGUUGAAAGCAUUUUGCUGUUUCAAGAGGAUUACCCUAAAGAACAGUCCAAAGAUUACUGAGCUGUUAUUCCCCGUGCAGUUGAAAAGGACCAUCACAUAAAAUAAAAGAAAGAGCUAAAUUAUAUUUGAAGAUUUGCAUUUGCUUUUGAAAGCCAAAAUCUCUAUAUUUUUUCUCAGUAGGCCGAGACAAGACAGAAUUUGAUUUUGAUCACGGGUAUGUCACGCUACAAUAUCAUGCAACUUUUGUCAACUUCAAGGUCGAGAAGUAAAAUGAAGUAAAUUCCGAGUUGAAGGGGCUCAAUUUACUCUUAAGGACACCGGCUCAUGCUAAUUGUUUCUGUGCAUCCUUACUGCACACGCAAAUUCACACUCCAUGUCACGGCAUCGAGGGCUCGCUAAAGUCAAAACGAAGUCCGUGACCCCCAUUUUUUUCAUUUCUGAAAACAAGUAAGUCAUCUGUCCACAAUAAAAAUUGGACGAAAAUCUAUCAAGUAGAACAUUUUCGCGAUGUAAAAAAAUGUCUGCUGUCGACAACCUUAAAACUAAAAUACCAACUGUUAGUAGUAAAAGCCACUUACCUAUAACAAAUGAAGCAUCACUGAUAUUAAUAUAUCACAUUAUAGGGCCAGAUGGUAUGAUGCAUCAAUAUUGUUUGGUUCAGUAUUCCUUUAAAUGAGGAGCCAAACACUCAAUUGAGCUCAGACCACAUAGAAAUUGCAAGUGAUGGUCAACAGGAUACAUGAGAACCUGGACCAGUACCAAGACUUUCCUGAAGUCGGCUUCUGAAGAAUCUAAGCCAAGGGAGGUGGCCUACAAAACAGUCACAGAAGAACUUGGGGGUCUGCCCGGCUGUUCUGGCAUAAGACAACUACCCAGAGGUAGACAGCAAGUAAAGGAUUUUGGUCGAAAGCCCAGAGACAAAACGAGUGUUCCCGUGAAGAAUAUUUCUGGGGCAGGAAAACAACAUGAUCCGUGGUUUCGUCUUCUCGGCGAUUGUAAAAAACAAGCAAGCGACCGGAAAUCAGCAUUCAUAAGAGACGUAAGAGUCGCCCCAGAGCCAAUGUGUGUCCUUACAACCGACAGAACUCUGAAUGAUAUGGUAAGAUUUUGCUGUAAUCCAGUCGAGUUCAAACCCUUCACCGUGGACCCAACAUUCGACAUAGGUGACUAUAAUGUGAUGCCCAUCACGUAUCAGCACUUAUUGUUAGAAAACAGAAAAGAUGGCAAGCACCCUUCAAUGAUAGGCCCUGUCGUCCUCACUCACGAAAAGAAAACGACAGAGACAUAUUCAGUUUUUAGCGGAGCCCUGAAAUCACUAAACCCAGGCUUAGGCAAAGUCUUAGCGUUUGGUACUGAUGGCGAGAAGGCUCUUGUCAUUGCGUUCAGAAACAACUUUGAAAGGGCCACAAAUCUGCUAUGUGAUCUUCACCUGAAGGCGAACGUCGAAAGCAAACUCCAGGAAUUUGGAAUAAGUGGCAUAGUAAAGGAAACUAUUGUCGCUGACAUAUUUGGAAGACAGAGAGGAACUGUCUUUGAAGCUGGGUUUGCAGAUGCUUCGAGCAGAGACAUGUUUGUCAAACAGCUCGGCCAGCUGGAAGAACCAUGGUCAGCACUACACCAAAAUGGGCGGAAUUUCUUCAAAUGGUUUCAUAAUCACAAGAGCGCUGAUUUCGUGAACUGUGUUAUUAGUCCAGUUCGUCAAAGAGCCGGACUGGCCGUGUCCAUCCGAAAAGUUCACAACCAACCGCUCAGAGGCAACCAACAAUGUAUUGCAGGACUUCGUGUCACGUGAAUCGCAUGGAAAGAAGAGAGUGGAUGAGUAUUCCUUUGCAUCAUCUGUUCAGAAGUUGGUCAAGAUCCAAAAGGAAGAUGUCGAGCUAGCAGCAGUAGGAGGAGGGGAAUACAAAUUGAGAGAAGAAUUCCGGUAUCUAGAAGUUGUCCCAAGCGAAUGGAGCCGAAUGCGCAUCGAUCAGAGAAAAGCAGUGUUACAAAAAAUUCACGAGGCUAACAUUGAUGAAAUGCAACAGUCAAGCGUUACCCAAGCCACGAAUGCCCUUCGAAGCGGAGCACAUGCCGUUAUGCAGGAAAUUCAAAGUAUCGGAAUCGACUGGAUACCUCAUGACGUUUUAUCUGCAUUGGUGAAUAAGGCGGAUUCCCUGAAUAAAGAACAUCAUUCUGUAAUGCCGCAAAAACAAUGAGACAGUCGUUGUUCCGUCAAAGUCAAAUCCCAGAGAUCCACACGUGGUAAACCUGUUUGCUAACGGAAAAGCUGAAUGUGCAAAAUGUCCCGGACUUGCCGCAUUUUCAAUCUGUGCCCACACCCUGGCUGCAUGUUUCGCCAUAGAUCGUCUAAAAGAUUUUCUUCGUUGGCUGGUUAGUACGAAGUGUAAUUCGGGCGGGAUCAAUUUAUCCGCGGCAGUUGCUCACGGAAUGCCCAAAGGAAGGGGCCGUAAAGGGGAACGUGCUCCCAGAAAACGUUCUGUUGGAAACAAAAAACCAAUCUCAAACGUGGUGUCUCGAGUCGCACUUGGCUACAACAGCAACGAUGGUUUACAGCCACACUGUGUCCCCCAAAGGGUAAGCUUUAUCGCAGCAAUCAUCAAACUUCUUCCAGUCCGUUCAGACUCAAUAUCCCCCAAGUCAGCUGUUUGUUGGCCCCACUGCGUCCAACCAAUGUAGUCCAGACUCAGUUUUUCCAACUAGUUUCAUUUCCCCUCAAAAAACCCAGUUCUUCGUUCGACCACAGCCGACCCCUCAGACGUCUUUUCAGCCACAGUCGACCCCUGAGUCGUCUUUUCAGCCACAGUUCAUCCCUCAGAGGUCUUUUCAGCCACAGUUCACCACUAAAAAGUCUUCUCAGCCACAUUUCACCCCUCAGACGUCUUUUCAGCCACAGUCGACCCCUCAGACGUCUUUUAAGCCACAGUUCACCCCUCAGACGUCUUUUCAGCCACAGUUCACCAAUCAGAGGUCUUUUCAGC